Molecule: messenger RNA, 2380 nt
Organism: Dunckerocampus dactyliophorus (ringed pipefish)
Lineage: Eukaryota; Metazoa; Chordata; Actinopteri; Syngnathiformes; Syngnathidae
Gene: traip
Product: TRAF-interacting protein
Exons: 15
Coding region: 352-1689 (445 amino acids)
Source: RefSeq, a predicted model, not a curated record
GUUUGAACGUACAGCGGGCAAACAUCAUGAAGUAACGUCGAUGCGUUCUUUUUGUGGCAGUUAACAAACCGCAGUUCGAAAUAGUCAGUAUAAAAAAUUCCAAAUGGAACACACAUGAUAUUGAUACGCGCUUAUUACGGCGGACUGUGCAGUAACAUAACGUUCUCAAGUAUGGCGACCAGUGAUUGGGCAAUUAGUCGUCGUAGCUAAACGUUGUGUUAGCUAGUUGUUCUUAACCAUGCUUAGCAAAUGCAUGCAACCCGUGUACUUAAAUGUAUAACACAUAUGUAUGAUAGUGUAUAGUUCACUGCUGUUUGCCAACAAUAACAGAACGCUUCGCUGGGAAUUAGAAUGCCUAUCCGAGCAUAUUGUACAAUUUGCUCCGAUUUCUUCGAUCACUCCAAAGAUGUUGCUGCUAUCCACUGCGGCCACACUUUCCAUCACGACUGUCUGCUGGAGUGGUUUCAAAAAGCGCCUACAAAAACAUGUCCACGGUGUAGGAAGCAGGUCAGCACCAGGCACAUCAUCAGCAAGCUCUUCUUUGACAUUGGAGAGGAAGAGUGUUCAGCAGACCCUGAAUGCUUGCAGAAUGAGCUUGACAGGCUGAGGGCUCUUUUAAGCUCUAAAGAAAGAGACUGGCGUGACAAACAGAAAACAGUGGAUGGUCUUAAGGACACUGUGGACAAGCAGAGGAGAGACUUGGACAGCAUGCGGAAAGAUGUCGUAGAGAAAGAGAUGCUGUGUUCCGCUCUCAGAAAACAAAUGACCUACCUGGAGACCCAACAUAAUGACGCUCAGGCUGCCAAGGAGGAGGCCCGCAGACUGAGGACCAAAAUGAAAACAUUUGAAAGCCUGAAUAUUUUAUUACAAGGUCAAAGAGCAGAAGCGGAGUCCAUGAUCACAGACAUGGGUGUUAGUCAGGCUGCUGUGGAGCAGCUCUCCAUCUACUGUAUAUCUCUCAAGAAAGAGUAUGACAACCUAAAAGGAAGCCUGAAAUCUUCUAACGACAUGUGCGAGAGGCUGAGGAGGGAAGCGCUCACUUCCAGCAACAAGUUACAAAAAGCCUCGAUGGAAGUCAAUCAAGCAAAAGAGGACAUGAAGUCGCUGCAAAACGAUCUGGCUAACGCCGACAAAGAGAUCUCUAGUUUGAAGAAGAAGCUGGAGUUUCUGCAGAAGUCUCUGAGUACGCCAACACGGAUCAACGAGGCAGUCAGUCGGCUCGUCUUUGAGAGCCCAGCUCCAGUGGAGCUAAAACAGCCCCACCUCCACCAGCCGGUAGGCGGCGAUGACAUUGACCUCAACAUGACCUAUGAAGUGGCUACCCCAGAUGAUGUGGCCAAGAGACCAAUGAAGGCCCCAUCCAAGAAGAUGCAUUUAGACCAUCAGCAGUCAAAACACAAUGAGAAGGCUUCUUCUUUAAGCAAGGCCAGAGAGGAAGAUGCAUCCAUGGAUCCUUUUUUGAGGAACUCCCUCCUCUUCAGAAAGAAGACAUUUGGGAGCAUGUUGGACCCUCAGAGGAAGUUUGGAGCUGUGAAAACCGGUUUUGAUGGAUUAGGAGGACGAACCAAAUUCAUCCAACCUUCACCACUGGCAGAGAUUCGCCCACUGAUGAAAGCUAAAAGGAAAAAGGUGAGCAGGCCUCCACCCAAGACGCCAACCUGCCUGACUCUGGACAGCUUCCUUGAAUGAGGAAGUCGCAUGGCAGGAUGCAGCUUGUCAAGUGUCUGGUAUUAGUUUUGGUCCUUCAUCCCCAAACAGGACACUUUCUCAAUGAUCUAUUUAAAAAUUAAUGGCCGACCACUUCAUGUUUUUUUUUUUUAUUAUUUAAAUUAGCACCUUUUUUUGCAUAGAUUUGAAGUGUGUUGUAUUGUAGUCAACGUAUUUUUUUUGUAACCCUAAACCAACUGGGAUAAUAAAGAUUAUUCUUUUUAUUAAUGAUAUGGCGUCUUCUUCCACGUUUCACUGCGGUGAGCUGUCCAACAGGGGGCGGUAUGCACAAUGUUUGUGCUUGUACUGCUGGGGAUAAAGAAAUGCUCAUUCGCUUUUAAGUUUUAGAACUCUCCUUAUUCCUGCUUUAUAACCAUACACAGUUUGACCUUCAAUAAACUGAAGCUGCCAUUGUCUUCCAGUUUGGGGGGGUUCUGUCAUCACAGAACGUGUUUUAGAAGCAUUGUUUUCGUCGUCAAGGUAACUGGUGACUCGUGUAUGCUGAUCAUCGGAUCAUAUUCUUUACAGCAGGCGCUGUGGCCUCCAGGGGACGCUAAAAGUCAGGGGACAAUAAUUCACAUUCAAGAUAUUAUGUUAAAAAUGGUGGGAAUGCUCACGUUGAUUUGAAAUGUAAAGCAGUGCCCAUUUAUUACGACACAUGAUAACAGUGGCC